AUGGAACUCAUUGGAAUCACUGAAGAAGAUUUUUCAAUGCAUCCCAUUGCAUGUUGUAUUCUUCAAGAGUUAAAUCAUUUAACAAGACUCUUGUUAACAUUAAAUGCAAUGACGAUCUCGUACUCAUCCGAGGUUCCAAACGGAAGCAAUUUCGGCUGCUUCUGGAAAAUAUUAUGGAAAUGGCGAGGUAGCGUCUACAAAUUGGUAUGGCGAGAGUUGCUAGCAUAUUUGAGUCUUUAUUACACAAUCAAUUUUGUGUAUCGAUAUGCACUCAACGAUGAUCAGAAACGAGUCUUUGAGAAAGUUCGUCAAUAUUUUGGAGCUCAAAGUGGAUCAAUUCCAAUGAGCUUUGCACUAGGUUUUUAUGUCAAUCUUAUUGUCAAACGUUGGUGGGAACAAUACAGACUUUUACCAUGGCCUGACACUUUGGCCUUAUUCAUCAGUGCAGCAAUUCCUGGAAAUCAAGAAAUCGGGAGACUUAUGAGACGAAACAUCAUGCGCUAUAUGGUGUUGUCUUAUGUGAUAACUUUACAGCGAAUUUCCUUGCGUGUUAAGCGUCGCUUUCCUGGUCUUCAACAUCUGGUCGACUCAGGUUUAAUGCUUGAGAGUGAACGGAAAAUCUUCGAAAUUAUGGACGCUAAAAGUCCAAUGUCAAAAUAUUGGAUGCCAUUGAUAUGGGCAACAAAUAUUAUCAAUCGAGCAAGGAAAGAUGGACUCAUUCAAUCAGAUCACAUUGUACAAACAAUCCUUGUGGAACUUUCCGAUAUUCGUCGAAGGUUAGGGGGGUUGAUUAGCUAUGACACUGUUCCUGUUCCACUUGUUUAUACUCAAGUGGUCACACUUGUGCUUUACACUUAUUUUAUCGCAGCAUUAAUGGGAAGUCAAAUGGUACCACCAGUUUCAACCACAGGUGGAUCGAAAUACGAAGAUCCCGACUUAUAUUUCCCCUUAUUUACAGCACUUCAAUUUUGUUUCUACGUUGGAUGGUUGAAGGUUGCUGAAGUUCUCAUUAAUCCAUUUGGUGAAGACGACGAUGAUGUUGAGCUGAAUUGGUUGAUCGAUCGUCAUAUUAAGGCGUCAUACAUGAUCGUCGACGAGAUGCAUGAAGAACAUCCGGAAUUAUUGAAAGAUCAAUAUUGGGAAGAAGUUGUUCCGAAGGAUUUGCCAUAUACAGUGGCAUCUGAACAUUAUCGUCGUACAGAGCCCAAGGGAUCGGCGGAAAUGUACAAAAUAAAAGAAGCUGAUGCAGUUUAUGCUAACAUCAUGCCGGGAAAUAGAAGAUUGAAUGAUGAUGUCUACGCCGAUUAUGAAAGCGUUGAUACACCAAUGGUUGAACGUCGUAAGAACUGGUUUAGUCGUCAAAUGCACCGAAUGGGAUCGAUGCGAAGUUCAUCAACCGCUUAUUCAUCUGGUGGACUUUUCAAUAGAAACCGAUUGAAUUCGGCAGUUUACUCAAGUCCCGAGGCUGGCUUAGUCGGAUCAAAUCAACCGCCAUCGAACAAUCUUUUAAAUAAAUUCCGAAAGUCGGGACGCCAACGAACCUUCAUGAAGCAAAAAUCUGAUUCUGUGAAUAAUACAUUAUCGUCAAGUCCACUUGCACAAAGUAAAUCUAUUCUUCCACUCAAUCUCACAUCAACAAAUGCACAGUUUGGAUCGCUUGUGAUACCAACAAGUACUAAUCAAGAUCCUGAUGUAAAAGCAACAAAUUCUUAUGUAGUGACAAGUGAUACUGGAAUAAUUCCUGUUUCAAUUACAACAGUGCCUUUUACGAUUUCUCCGACAAGCACAAAUCAUUCAACAUCACAAUCGAUUGGACCCAUUAUAACUCACUUACCAUUGGAUCUACCGAGUUCACCAGAAACAUUACAUUUAGGAUAUGAAGAUGAAGUUCCAGUUCUAAGGCAACCAAAAAGAAGACAUUCGGUGGAUUCAAAUCGUUCUGGAAUUUUGGAAAAUUUUAAGAAAAUGUUGACAACAAAUAGUAGAAAUAUUGAAGUUUCAGAUAUUUCGGUCAGUUUACAAGAUAUUUUCGCUGAAUAUAACCAAUGCAAUCUUCUCCAAAAGUGUCGCCUAUGCUUUAAUUCGACAGGAUAUAUUCAAACAAAAUUGAGUAAAAAGUACAAAAUUAUAAUAAAUGACAUCCUUCAAGUUCAACUUAUGUACUCGUCAAAAGCAUCAAAUUUUCUAUGUCAAAGUUGUGUCCGCAGUGUUGAGAGCUUUCAUCGUUUUAAAAGUGAAAUCAGAGAAAAACAAUCUUACUUUACAAAAUUCCAAACUUCAAAUUAUUCGGAAAAAGUUGAUCAUAAUAUUGAUCAAAACACUGUGUUGAUUAAAACUGAACCCGAAGAAAGUUCUUUACUAACUUUUUACCAACCAACUACUGAUUCGCUUAUUGAAAGUUGUUUGUUUAUUAAAACAGAACCCUCUGAAGAACUAUUAGAAGAAUUUAAACCAGUAAUUCAAUACAACAGUAAUGAAGAUAAUAUUUCCGGAGACAAAACCCAAUCUGUCGAUGCAUCGAAAAUAUUUCCCUCCAAUGAAAAACAUCAGAGAAUCAUUGAAAUAUAUUUGGAAAAUCCUCACCUUUCUACCAGAAAGAUUUCAAAACUAAUUGGGAUUGGACGAACAACUGUUGGCCUUGUGAUUCGUAAAUAUAAAUCAAUGGUUUCAAAUUUUAAAGAAAUAGAUGAGAAUUCUGAAAUCACUUCUCAAAUGUCUGAAAAACUAUCAAAAGGUGAUCAAUGUUAUUCUUCUAAAAGAGAAUUAAUCCAUGAUGAAAAGAAAUCUAAAGGACAAGUUCCAAAAAAGGCUAAAGUCAAAAACUUUAAAUGCGAUGACUGUGAUAAGACAUUUCGCAUCGAAAGUCAACUCAAAAGACAUUCCCUUGUUCAUCUUAACAAACCCAAAUCUGAUUCUUCUGAUGCUAUGCCCAAACAUGAGAAAAUUCACAUCAUGGAGAAUGAGAUGAAUUCUGCAUCUGACAACAAAAAAAUGGUUGAUCCAUCGGAAAUAUUUCCCUCCAAUGGAAAAUAUCAGAGAAUCAUUGGUACGUGUUUGGAAAAUCCUCACCUUUCUGUUAGAAUGAUUUCAAAUCUAAUUGGAAUUGGACGAACAACUGUUGGCAAUGUGCUUCAAAAAUAUAAAUCAAUUAUACAGAAUGAUGGAAAAUCUGAUAAGCAUUCUGAAUAUUUGCCUUGUGAAAUUUGUGGAAAGCUUUUAAAAAGAGGAUAUGUUACAGAUAUGCAUAUUAGGAGAGUACAUCUAACUUCAUCACCGAAAGCUUCAAAUUUAUUAUGCCAAAGUUGCAUCGUCAGCAUUGAAAGCUUUCAUGCUUUCAAAAGUGAAAUGAGAGAAAAACAAUUUUGUUUUACAAAAUUUUUAUCUUCAAGUAACAAUUUCACAUCUUCCUCUGUUGAAUCAGAUUGUAAGAUUGACCCUAACGCAAUUUUAAUCAAAGCUGAACCUGAAGAUAGCUCAGAACUCUUUCUUCACCCCAGCGAUGAAUUUUAUUUUGAAACUUUAUCUGGAGAUGGUUUGGUUGAAAACGAAACCAGAAAGAAAACAAAAAUGAAGAGAAAAACCAAAAAUGUGGACAUAAAAAGAAAUCCUGGAAAUAUUUCUCAUGCUAAAAGGCAAUCAAGUUCCUUCCUCAGAAAAUCAUCACAACCAAGCCUUAAAGCAUAUAGAAACGAAACAUCUGAAAAUGUAUCCUGCAUAAUUUGUGGAAAGCUUUAUAAUAGUCGAUAUGAAAUAGCUCAUCAUAUCAAAAGAGUUCAUGAAAAAAUUAAACCACAUCAAUGUGACACUUGUGGUCGCAGUUUUUAUAGUAAAACUUGUAUUACUGCUCACGUAUUGACACACAUCCCAGAGGAGCUAAGAAUAAAGAAAUAUCAAUGCGAAUUAUGUGAAAAAUGCUUUUUUAACAAAAGAUCCUUAAAAAAACAUCAAGAAACACAUAACUUAAGGAACGUUCAAUGCGAUUUUCCGGAAUGUUCAAAAAUGUUUCAGAGCAAAAGAAGAAUGUUAGAGCAUAAAAAGAGUCACAUGUCUAAGAUGGAAAAUUCAAUGACUCAAGGAAAAACAAAUUCAAAGUCUAGCGAAGGCUGGCUAACUUGUGAAAUUUGUGGCAAACUUAUAAAAGGCGCCGUAAACACAAUUCUGCAUGUCAAAAGGAUUCACAAUAAAAGCAAAGACUAUCAAUGUGACAUUUGUGGAAAGAAAUUUUUCUCAAUAGGAUGUCUUCGUAAGCACAUGAUAGUUCACGUCCCAAAGGAGUUGAAAGUCAACAAAUAUCAAUGCGAUUUAUGUGAAAAAUUAUUUUAUACGAAAAGCUUAUUGAGAUGUCACCGAAAUGUACACACAGAAAAGAAGAUUCAGUGUGAUUACCCCGGGAAAACUAUUCUCAUUAAAAUGUUUUCUUUUAAUAAUAUAAGUGAAAAUUCAUUAUUGCCGACUCCAAAUGUCUCAGUGAACAUCGAAGAUAUUUUUUCAGAUUUCACUGAAGGAAAUCUUCUGAGGAAGUGUCGAUUAUGCUUUAAUUCUGUAGAAUCAGAAUAUAAUCAAACAAAAAUUACUGAGCAUUAUAAAUAUUUGAUAAGCAAUAUGUUAGAAAUUCAGUUCAUUUCAACAUCAAGAACUUCUGAUUUUCUUUGCCAAAGUUGUGUCUUCAAUGUCCGAAAUUUGUAUCGAUUCAAAAUGGAAAUGAAAGAUAGACAGCUUUGCCUGAGGAACUUUUUAAUUUCCAUUAACGAUUUAACUAAAUCUAUUGAAUCAAAUUCUACAAAUGAUUCCAACACCUUUUUCAUUAAAACUGAACCAGAAGAAACUCCUUCAGUGCUUUCACCACCAACUGUGGAACUAUUUUCUGAAUCUCUCUUGAAUGAUCAUCCGUAUGAAACAGAAUUCAAAACCGAAUCUCCGUCUGACGACACGACAGAAAAUGAGAUUAAUUCUGCCUCAGAUAGAAGACAAUCUAUUGAACUAUCGAAAAUAUUUCCUUACAAUGAAAGAUAUCAGAGAAUCAUUAAGGCAUAUUUAAGUAAUUCUCAUCUCCCUAAAACAAAGAUUGCAAAGCUUGUUGGAGUUCCACACUCAACUGUUCGCAGUGUGAUUCGUAGAUAUGAAUCAAUAGAGAGUCAGAUGAAUUCUGCUUUUGACAAUGAACAAAGUCGUGGUCCAUUGGAAAUGUUUCGUCACAAUAUAAACCGCCAAAGAAUCGUUGAUUUGCACCUGAAAAAUCCCAAACUUUCUCUCAGGCAGAUUGGAAAGCUUGUUGGAGUAUCACACUCACAUAUUGCCCGUGUGAUUCGUAAAUUUAAAUCAGUGGCUUCAAAUAGUGAAGAAACAGGCGAAAAUUGUGAAUAUUCCGAUUCUCAAAUAUAUGAAAAACUUUCAAAAGGCGAACAGUGUUACUUUUUUGAUACAAAAUUAACCCAAGAUAAAAAGAAAUCCGAAAUGUACAAUUUAAAAGAGCUCGAAAUCAAAAGCUUUAAAUGCGAUGACUGUGAUAGGACAUUUCGCACCAAAAAUCAAGUCAAAAGACAUUCCCUUGUUUACCAUACCAAACCUAAAUCUGAUUCUUCUGAUGCUAUGCACAAACGUGAAAAAGUUCACAUGUCGGAGAAUGAGAUGAAUUCGACCUCUGACAACAAAAAAAUGGUUGAUCCAUCGAAAAUAUUCCCUGGCAGUGCAAGUCAUCAGAGAAUUGUUGAUGUGUACUUAAAAAAUCCUCACCUUUUUGCUCGAGAUAUUGCAAAGCUUAUAGGAGUUUCACGAACAACUGUUUUUCGUGUGAUUCGCAAAUAUAAAUCAAUCACAUCAAAUAAUGAGCACACAGACGAGAGUUCUCAAUAUUAUGCUUGUGAAAUCUGUGGAAAACUUUUAAAAGGCAAACACAGUUACAAUAAUCAUAUAAAAUUAAUUCAUGAAAAAAAGAGGACUCAUCAGUGUGACAUUUGUGGACGAAGAUGUAUAAACAAAACUAAUGUAAGAUUUCAUAUGCAAGUUCACAUCCCAAAAGAAUUUAGAAUCAAAAACUUUCAGUGUGAUCACUGCGUUAAAUCUUAUGAUACGAGAGAUAAGAUCAUAAAUCACCUGUUUGCUCGUCAUAUGAAAUUCAAACUUCAUUCUUGUAAUUUAUGUGAAAAGUCUUUUUAUUCUAAAAAGUUUUUGAAACUACAUCAUGUUUCACAUAACAAAAGAAAUAUUCAAUGUGAUUAUCCAGACUGUGAAAAAAUGUUCAAAGAUAAUAAAUCAAUGAUUACACAUAAAAAAGUUCACAUUAAGGAGUUACAUGUGGAAUGUCCUUACGAGGAUUGCAACAAAUCUUAUGCAAAAAAGAAGAAUUUGGAUUUGCAUAUUUUCAUCACCCACAAAAAAAUCAAAGAAAAUUGUCCAGUUGGAAACGGAUGCAAAUUUUCGGUCGGACGAAGAGAUUACAUGAGAGCACAUCUGAAGAAACAUUCUGAACUUUCUGAAGGAGAACUGGAAAAAUAUUUCAAGCAAUUGUCAACUAUGAAUCUUUUCCAGAAACAAAAUUAAUAAGUUAAUCGUACAUAAUAUAAAUUUGAUAGAAUAAACAUAGUAUGUUGAAUGAAAUAUUCUCCAACUCGAGACAUUUA
Clunio marinus is the source of this 6620-nucleotide messenger RNA. The record is from the annotation of a GenBank genome assembly. Lineage: Eukaryota; Metazoa; Arthropoda; Insecta; Diptera; Chironomidae.